AUGUAUUUCCACCGUGCCAGUCUACCCCUUCUGGGGGCCCUGUCCCUCUCGGCUCGAGCUGCUCCUCAGUCGGAGGAUCUGACUGCCCAGAGGCCUGGAAUCAUACAGCUGUCUCUCAAAGCUCCGAGAGCGAGGGACAAGCGCCAAGUCGAUAUUGACCUGACGUACACUUCCAAUUUCAAGUACGAUGUAGAGUUUUCUCUUGGCACACCCGGCCAGAAAAUUGUCGGCAGCUUCGACACCGGCUCUGUAUACAUAUGGGUAAGAGAGAAAGCAGAAGCUUCAGUCAACACCGCCGUCGCCGGGGCUCGUUCCUACUUCGACAAAAGUAGCAGCUCGACUCUUAUUGGAGAUGGCGGCGUCCUUCUCGGCGGCGUCAACCGGAAGAAGUUCUGGGGUCGUCUCGGGAAGCAGAAAAUGACUGUGCACCCCUUCCACGGCAAGGACUACGUCAUCUCCUUUAACGAGGUCUCUGCUACGGCUGAGAACGGGUCGAAAUCUAGUUUAAGUCGAUCUGAUGAGGGCAUUCCUGCACUACUCGAUACCGGCACUCUUCUGAAUAAGUUUCCGCCCUCUGUUUUCCAGUCAAUUUUAAAGAGAUUUCCUGGCGCUAAACCCAUGAACAAGUACCCGCUCUACAUCGUUGAUUGCUCACUCCGUGAUGUCAAUGCCUCGAUCGACCUUGCCUUUGGCAAAACAACUAUCAAGAUGCCAUAUAGCAACUUCAUCCUCUCGAUUGAGAAACCCGAGUGCGUUCUUGUACACACAGUGCUCGGCCAAGUGUUUAUGCGCGGCGCCUACAUAGUCAUGGAUCAAGACAACUCGGAGGUCUAUCUGGCCAACGCCGUGAGCUGCGGUUCCGAACCGGUAGCUAUCGACAAGGACGUUUCCGCUAUAUCUUCUCUCACCGGGAAGUGCCAGCCCCCCGUCGUGGAACAGAAUCUUUUGCCGUGGAAAAGGCCUGGCAUAGAUGCUGAGAAUUGUGUGGAUGCGGCAAGCGAAGACGUUUGUGGGACAGCCGAAUACUGUAGGAUCUUCCCAGGCGCAUUUGGCAGCGACUUUGAGACGGAAGAUGACUGCCUUGCCGCUCAUGAAAUUCCACUCGAUGAUUGA
This is a messenger RNA of Metarhizium brunneum ARSEF 3297, 1113 nucleotides long. Lineage: Eukaryota; Fungi; Ascomycota; Sordariomycetes; Hypocreales; Clavicipitaceae. The record is from RefSeq and is a predicted model, not a curated record.